GUGGAGCGUUACAUGAUCCACCGAGGGCUUCUUACUUGGAAAUCUACAACGUUGCACCUGCCAUCUUGCACCAUGUCCUGCCAUUGGAAAAGUGGAUCUGUAAGAUCAGUUAGCAGCAUGAGCAGCCACAGGGUCAGCAGUCUGGCUGGGGACUUGGCUAUAGCAGCUGAACACUAUUCAGUUGGGAGUCAUGGAGCCAAUGAUAGUCUUCUGCAUGGAGGAGAAAAGGAGACCAUGCAAAACCUCAACAUUCGACUAGCUUCUUACUUGGAUAAAGUCAAGGCUCUGGAAGAUGCCAACGCUGACCUUGAGGCAAAAAUCAAGGAGUGGUACAUUAAACAUCAGCCAAAAGUAGAGGACUACAGCCCAUUCUUUCGCAUAAUUGAGGAUCUCAAAUGCAAGAUCUUAGCUGAAAGUUGUGAAAAUUCCCGAAUUGUGCUACAGAUAGACAAUGCCAGGCUGGCUGCUGAGGACUUCAAAAUUAAGUAUGAGAAUGAACUGUUCCUUUAUCAGAGUGUGGAAUCAGACAUAUGCAGUCUGCGUAGGGUAUUAGAAGAACUGACAUUUGCCAAGUCCACCCUGGCACCACAGCUUGAGAGUCUGAAGGAAGAGCUUGAUUGCAUGAAGAGGAACCAUGAAGAGGAGCUUAAUUCUCUAAAGGGAGAGCGAGCCGACGUCAAUGUGGAAAUGAAUGCUGCCCCUGGAGUGGACCUAACCAAACUUCUCAAUGACAUGAGAUCCCAGUAUGAAGAUAUCGCAGAACAGAACAGACAGAAGGCUGCCGAAUGGUUCAAUGAAAAGAGUGCAGAGCUCAACAAGGAGAUUGGCCACAGCACUGAAUUGGUUGAAUGUCACAAGACGCAGUUGACAGAGCUAAGACGUACUCUUCAAGAACUGGAGAUUGAGCUGCAGGCACAACUUGCUAUGAAAAAGUCUCUUGAGUGCUCCCUGGCAGAGACAGAGCGAUGCUACAGCACACAGCUGGCACAAUUGCAGGGUGUUGUAGGAAACUUAGAAGAACAGCUUAGCCAGGCCCGCAAUGAUCUGGAACGUCAGAAUUCUGAGUACAAACUUCUACUGGAUAUCAAGACCCGUCUGGAACAGGAGAUCGAGACAUACCGCAGACUUCUUGACGGAGAGGCAUGGCAUUGCAAAGAAGUAUCAAUCCCUGUGAAAGAGCCCAACAAGACCAGGAAAGUCACAACCAUUGUAGAGGAAGUGGUGAACGGUCGCAUUGUGUCACAUAAAGUGAAUGCUACUGAAGAGAAACUGAAGAUCUAAUUGAUAGUCUUGGACCAUAUGUAAAUGUUUUAUGAUGACUUAUAUGUGAGAGCAACACUUAGACCUCAUUUAAGACAAUGUCCAAAAUAAGAAUGAUCUCAGAAAGUGUGUGUUACCCACUGCAAUAAAUUAGAUGGCAAAUGAACCAUAUAACUGGAUGCUUUGGUCAACACGUUUAGGUUAACUCAAUAAGGUAGUGCAAACAACAAAACAAUAGCUGCAAUCCAAGGCAGCCAACAAAGGUUUAUUUUUCCGCAAUGAGUUCAGUUAAGACAACAUUUCUGAUUGGUUGCUGUAGAAACGAUUGUUGUUCUUUGUACUGUUUUAUUGAAUAUGUUUGAUACUGUCCGUGGUGAUACUUCUCUCAGAUGCUUUCAUAAAUGAGGCCUAGGGAUGUCAGUGGGAACUUGGUGUGAAGUAUCUGUUUUCCUUCCCUUUCCAAUAAACUUAUAUUCUGCAAAUAA
Molecule: messenger RNA, 1745 nt
Organism: Rana temporaria (common frog)
Lineage: Eukaryota; Metazoa; Chordata; Amphibia; Anura; Ranidae
Product: keratin, type I cytoskeletal 42-like
Exons: 8
Coding region: 13-1281 (422 amino acids)
Molecular function (GO): structural molecule activity
Source: RefSeq, a predicted model, not a curated record